AUGGAGAUGCAAAGUUCAUAUAAAUCAACAGAAGAAGGAAGCAUGACCAUACACUUGCACCCACACCCGCCACCCCCAUACCCUCCCCCACUGCUGCACCUGCAGCAGGGGAUGGAGGAGAAGGGGGAGGGGUGGGGGGGGGCGGGGGGGGGGGCUGGUGCUGCAGAUCCCCUCCCCGCCACUGCUGCACCCGCAGCAGGGGGAGGUAGGAGAAGGGGCGGUGCAGGAGCCGCUCGGGUGACAGCAGGUUGGCCACACCCGCCACCCCCAUACCCUCCCCCACUGCUGCACCUGCAGCAGAGAGACGGAGGAGAAGGGGGGGCGGGGGGGGGGGCUGGAGCUGCAGAUCCCCUCCCCCCCACCGCCACACCCGCAGCAGGGGGAUGGCAGAUCCCCUCCCCCCCACCGCUGCACCCGCAGCAGGGGGAGAUCCCCUUCCCCCCCUCUGCUGCACCCGCAGCAGGGGGAGGUAGGAGAAGGGUGGGGGACCUGGUGCUGCAGAUCCCCUCCUGCCUCCCCCUGAACCUCCAAGCUCCCCCCCCCUCUCCCCGCCAUCCCCAUGGAGGGGGGGGAAGGGGGGGAGGGGGGCGGGGGCGGAGCUGCGCGUGCGACUGUAGGGCACGCGGGCAGGAGGAACCCCCUCUUGCCACCCCCUCACCCACCACGUUGCAACAGGGCACCGGGGCCGCGGUUAGGGGCGGCAGGUCGCGAGGGGCCAUGGCUAGGGGCGACGGGGCCAUGGCUAGGAACGGGGCCAGGCGCUGGGCAGGUACGGGGCCGGGCGCUGGCAGGGACAGGGCCGGGCGCUGGGCAGGGGCCCAGGGGGGCCGAGGGGCCAAAGCAGGUACAGGGCCGGGCGCUGGGCAGGGACAGGGCAGGGCGCUGGGCAGGUACGGGGCCGGGCGCUGGGCAGGUACGGGGCCGGGCGCUGGGCAGGUACGAGGCCGGGCGCUGGCAGGUACAGGGCUGGGCGCUGGGCAGGUUCGGGGCCGGGCGCUGGGCAGGUACGGGGUCGGGGGGGCCUAG
Messenger RNA from Closterium sp. Naga37s-1, 1026 nucleotides. The record is from the annotation of a GenBank genome assembly. Lineage: Eukaryota; Viridiplantae; Streptophyta; Zygnematophyceae; Desmidiales; Closteriaceae.